UUUUGGGGAUCUUCCUAUCCAUAUCGAUGAUUGAUCACUGAUGAAUGAUCACGGCUCCGAACGACAGAGUUGCUCCCCGAUUCGACUCACGAGUCACGACUCAGAAUAGAAGGCCGAACCAAGAACCUCCCUCCUCUUUCUAAACCCACCAUCACCACCAACGCUACUUCCUUCUCGAGACAUAGCGCGUGGGUGCGCGUGCGCGUGCGCACUCUCUGCUCUUUAUCCUUUUGGCGGCUAUUCCAAUGUUUUUUCUUCUUGCAGCUAACUAACCGUCCCCGAUUCUCUUUCUUCGUUCUUUGCUCCCUCUCCACUCUCACCUGCACAAUAGAUUUCCAAGCUUCUCCGCCAUGCUAAUGGGUUUUCGCUCUUCCUAGUAUCAUCAAAAUGCUUUCCGUCAGGGAUUUGUGGAGGCGCCAUAGGAGGAAGGUUUUCAUUUCAGUUGGUGUUUUAGGAAGUGGGUAUCUUUUGUAUAAGCUUUAUGGUGCUCACAGGCGCAGGCUCGAUGCACUUGAGAGAGAACUCGCAAUUCAAAGGGAAAGUGAGGAGCUCAUGAAGGUUCAAAUGCAAGCUCACUUUGAGAAUAUUCAGACGAUUUCGGAUGUAAUGACACUGCCUCAUGCUAUGCACAACUUAAGCUGUCGCGUAGCAGAAGAGUUGGAUCUUUCUCAGCUUCUUGAGAGACUCCUACAAGGGAAGGGUCAACCAAACACUUUAACGCAAUCAGAGAAACUAAAUUUAUGGGAGAGACUCAAAAUUCUAAGUUUUACAAGAAUGGCGUUGUCAGUAUGGGCCACAACAAUGCUUAGUUUAUAUACGAAGGUUCAAGUAAAUAUUCUAGGAAGGCAUCUAUAUAUUGAUACUGCACGAAGAUUUGAAAGCUCUAGCACAACAGAGUUUAAAGGAAACCAGAUAUCACGCUUUAUAGGUCCUCUCCUGAAUGGAGUGCAGGUGACAGCACAAAUUCCUGAGAAAGGUGGAACAUUUGUGACUAAUAGAGAGCGAGAAAGUGGAGAUCUGGUUGAUAAAGAAGACCAGCAGAAAUUUCUAGGAACUGUUGAUUUUCUCUGUCAACAUGGCAUGCCUCCCUUGAUUUCAGAUAUGGAGGCGGCAACGCAAGAAGCUCUCAAAGGAAAGCAGCUGAGCCAUUUCUUCAACAGUACAGCACUACAUGAAACAAUAAUGCAGAUACUCAUCAUAUUCAUGAGCCAAGGGAGUCCACACUCCUGGAUAAAGUAUGUGAUGCCCGAGGAUUCUGCAACUUCCAGAAUUGAUGAUCCAGCUCCUUCUGAUGUGACGGAAUUUGAACAACUUAUGAUGGAAGCGCGAGCAGUGUUAUUAAGUGCUGAAUUUGGGAGCAUUAUAGAGAUAUGUAUGAAAGUGGUGGUGAAUGCAGUGGUGGAGCAGAUGGGAGCUAAAUUUAGAGGAGGAAGUAUAGCAACGGGGCUGCCUCUGGCGAGAGUCUUGCCUCAAGUUGCACAGAUGUGCCCUUUGCUCCUUGAAGAACCCAGCAAGAAUCAGUUCAUCAGAAUCAUUAAAUGUAUACCAGAGGUUGAACCAUUUUUCACUCGCCUCUAUGCAAAUAUGCCAAGUGCAUAUUGAUUAAGAUUUUAUGUUUCGAACAAAAGAGACAAAAGAUUCAAUUUAUUGCAUUGGAAGGUAUGUGGUAUUAGUGUACAAAUAUUCAAAAGGUGCAAAGAGAUUAGCGUUUAUCAGAAUCAGUAUAUGACAUUUCCCUUUGGUGUAUCAACUAUCAAGUGUUGUUGUAUGAUGCUGCUCCCCCUUUUGCUCUAACUAGGAGGCUUUUGGAGGAACCAGAAACCCGGCUUUAUUAGCGACUACAUCUAUGCUUCCUUUUCUUUCAGUAAUAUAAGUGACAUGAUUUCAUAAA
Messenger RNA from Arachis stenosperma, 1891 nucleotides. RefSeq names its product peroxisome biogenesis protein 3-2-like. The coding region runs from base 388 to 1602 and encodes 404 amino acids. Gene Ontology annotation, cellular component: peroxisomal membrane. The record is from RefSeq and is a predicted model, not a curated record. Lineage: Eukaryota; Viridiplantae; Streptophyta; Magnoliopsida; Fabales; Fabaceae. Gene Ontology annotation, molecular function: protein-macromolecule adaptor activity. Gene Ontology annotation, biological process: protein import into peroxisome membrane. The transcript has 8 exons.